AUGGAGCAUUCAGAGCUCAAGACAGUUAAGACCCAGAAGGAUACCACGCUGUGGGGUGGUGCCCCCCAAUAUGACUACGUCCAUUAUGACAAUUGCACCAGUUAUGGGAUCCCAUCUGAGGAUGGUGGGACUGGAGAUGAUACACACUACCAGGAGAAGGCCCUCAACCAUAUCCAGCUCUAUGGCCAGUAUACGGAACAACCUCCCAGUCUUUCCCAGAAGGAAGCAGCUGAACUUCUGAAUAAGAAGUCUCAGGACCCCUUGAAGCGGGGAAGUCAAGCUGAACUCAAAGAGGAGACCUACUCUAAGUAUCAUGCUUGUACUAAAAGUAUCAAGAAUUAUAUUACGAAGAAGCUGGGAGAAGACUGGAUAUUCUUGAUUCUUCUGGGUCUAGUCAUGGCAAUAGUCAGCUGGGGGGUGGAUUAUGCCAGUGCCAAAAGCUUGCAAGCUUACAAGUGGAUAUACAAAGAGAUGCAACCCAGCAUCCCUAUGCAGUUCCUGGCCUGGGUCACCUACCCCCUCAUCCUCAUCCUCUUUGCUGCCCUCUUCUGCCAGCUUGUCUCUCCACAGGCUGUGGGCUCUGGGAUUCCAGAACUGAAAACUAUUAUGCGAGGAGUAGUCCUCAAGGAGUACCUCACACCUAAAGCAUUUGUGGCCAAAGUUGUAAGCCUGACAGCUGGCCUGGGAAGUGGGAUUCCUGUUGGAAAAGAGGGCCCUUUUGUGCACAUUGCAAGCAUCUGUGCUGCUGUCCUCAGCAAGUUCUUGUCUAUCUUUUGUGGAGUUUAUGAGCAGCCAUAUUAUUAUGCAGAUGUCCUGACUGUGGGAUGCGCAGUGGGGGUUGGCUGCUGUUUCGGGACACCACUUGGAGGUGUCCUCUUUAGCAUUGAAGUCACUUCCACCUAUUUUGCAGUUCGUAACUAUUGGCGUGGAUUCUUUGCAGCUACAUUCAGUGCCUUUGUUUUCCGAGUCUUUGCUGUCUGGAACAAGGAUGCAAUCACCAUCACAGCCCUCUUCAGAACAAACUUUCGCAUGGAUUUCCCCUUUGACCUACAGGAGCUGCCGGCGUUUGCUGUAAUAGGGAUCUUUUCUGGGUUCCUUGGAGCAUUUUUUGUUUAUUUUCAUCGACAGGUGGUUUUAUUUGUCAGAGAACAUACUACUCUAAGUCGAUUCCUAACCAAAUACCGCCUUGUGUAUCCUGGGGUGAUAACUUUUGUGAUAGCGUCUCUGACAUUCCCCCCUGGCUUUGGACAGUUUAUGGCUGGAGAACUGAUGCCCAGAGAAGCCAUCAGCAGCCUCUUUGAUAACUUCACUUGGGUAAAGCACACAGAGGACCCACAGGUCCUGGGGAGAUCUGCAGUUUGGAUCCAUCCCAAAGUCAGCGUCUUUGUCAUCAUCUUGUUGUUUUUCAUCAUGAAGUUCUGGAUGUCUGUCGUUGCCACAACUAUGCCAAUACCCUGUGGAGGGUUCAUGCCAGUGUUUGUGCUGGGGGCUGCUUUCGGACGCUUGAUUGGUGAAAUCAUGGCCUGGCUCUUCCCUGAUGGGAUUCUCUUUGAUGGCUUUGUUUACAAAAUCUUACCUGGUGGUUAUGCAGUAAUUGGAGCUGCAGCUCUCACAGGUGCUGUCAGCCACACUAUCUCCACAGCAGUGAUUUGCUUCGAGCUGACAGGUCAGAUUGCCCACAUCCUGCCAAUGAUGGUGGCCGUCAUUCUUGCCAACAUGGUGGCUCAGAGUUUGCAGCCAAGCCUUUACGACAGCAUCAUCCAAGUGAAGAAACUCCCCUAUUUACCAGACUUGGGCUGGAACCAAAUAAGCAAAUACAAUAUUUUUGUUGAGGACAUUAUGGUGUCUGAUGUCAAAUUCAUCUCCUCUAAUUGCAAAUAUCGGGAUCUGAAGGACGUGCUCCAGAACACCACGGUCAACACGUUUCCUCUGGUGGAUUUUCCAGAUUCCAUGAUUCUCAUGGGCUCAGUGGAGCGAACUGAGCUCCAGGGUCUGCUGCUCAGACACCUCAGCCCAGACCGACGUCUGCAUCUUGCCAGGGAGACACCACAGAAACUGAUUGAAGCAUCUUAUGAUGGACACCAGUGGAAGCAUGAAUCAUUCGCUUUUGUGGAUGAGGAUGUGGAUGAGGAAGUAGAGGACAAGGGAAAGACUGAGUUUCCACAGCAGCCUGCUUUAACCCCUGAUUACCCAGAAGGACCUAAUGGGCCAGUGACUCCUCAUAAGCUAGUGGCAGAGGCACCAACACCUACACAAACUCCAACCCGGAGAUGUUGGCAGCUGAGGAGACUGAUGGAGCAACUUCUUUGUCUCAACCCAUCCCCUCAGCGAAAAACCUCCAAGAAGGAUUCAGCAGAGAUUGAAGACCCAAUGAAGCCAGAAGAGAUAGAAGUUUGGGAGCAGGAGGAGCUCGAGAAAAAGGUAUGCUUCAGCAGCUGCCGCAUAGAUCCUUCUCCCUUUCAGCUGGUCGAGAGAACAUCGCUGCACAAGACACAUACCUUGUUCUCAUUGCUAGGACUCACCCAUGCCUAUGUAACCAGUAUGGGAAAACUAAAGGGUGUGAUUGCACUGGAAGAGCUCCAGAAAGCUAUUGAGGGGUCUACACGUACUGGGGUCCAACUUCGUCCUCCUCUUGCAAGUUUCCGUGAUGCCACUCAGACGACAAGCAGCAAAGAGCAUACCAGUUGGUCUACAAAGAUGUGGAGCAAAGAAAACAAUGAUACAGUCCCUGGGAAAUCUGCAGUAGACUCAGGACCAGAGAACUCAGUGGCCCCUAGUAAAGAAAAGGGAUUCUCUCUGCUUCAGAUGCUGAUAAUAGAAUUGGAGGGCAUAGAAAUUUCUGGCCUAGCUGCUGAGAACAUCUCAGACACACUCAAGGACUUUAACUUAUGCUCCAGAAACCUGGAAGAGGAUGAUAAGGAUGAUAACAAUAUGACAAUAUAA
Thamnophis elegans (Western terrestrial garter snake) is the source of this 2943-nucleotide messenger RNA. It is a transcript of the gene CLCN1, whose product is annotated as chloride voltage-gated channel 1. Gene Ontology annotation, molecular function: voltage-gated chloride channel activity. Lineage: Eukaryota; Metazoa; Chordata; Lepidosauria; Squamata; Natricidae. Bases 1 to 2943 code for a protein of 980 amino acids. The record is from RefSeq and is a predicted model, not a curated record. Gene Ontology annotation, biological process: transmembrane transport; chloride transport. The transcript has 24 exons. Gene Ontology annotation, cellular component: membrane.